AUGGCUUCACCACGCUCAUUUGGACGUUUCAUCGUCGCCUCUCUCCUUUGCCUUUCCCCUUCUUUGGCGAGUGCUCAGGACACCGCCAGCAAGGGCGCUGCUCUCCAAGAGUGCCUCAACACAGCCGGCGUUCGCAAUAUUGUAAGCACUGACCCGAGCUGGUCCAACGAGACGACCGGGUUCCAGAAGCGCCUCAAGGUCGAUCCCGCUGCCAUCUCCUUCCCCGACAACAACGACCAAAUUGCCCUCUCCCUGGACUGCGCUCGUAAUGCCUCCGCCAAAGCCACUGCCCUCGGAGCUCACCACUCCUUCCAGGCCUAUGGCUUCGGAGACCCGGGCAGCUUGGUGAUCAGCAUGGCUGCUUUCAACUCUGUCUCCUACGACGACACCACCGGCCGCAUUACCUACGGCGGUGGCUCCCAUGUCGGUCCAGUCCUGAAGUACCUCUGGGACACUGCUGGCCGCCACUUCCCUCACGUCCGUGGCGCGCACGUCGGUCUCGCCGGCUCCAGCAUCGGGGGUGGGUUUGGCUCCACCUCCCGCCAUCUUGGCACGCCGAUGGACAACCUCGAGUCCAUUGAGUACAUGCUGUACAACGGUACUAUUGUCACCGCCGCCAAGGGUUCCGACCUCUUCUGGGCUGCCCAGGGUGCUGGUGCCUCCUAUGGUAUCAUCCUCUCCGUCACCACCAACACCCACAAGCCGCUCUACCCCACCGCCGUCAACUUCACUGUCUCCAUCGGCAGCGUCGAUGUUGAUGCCGCUGCCAAGGCCCUCAUCGCCGUCCAGGACUACUCCCUCAGCAAGGACUGCCCCGAUGAGUUUGCCCUCCGCUGGUCUCUGAGCGCUCCUCCUUACACCGGCACCGGAUAUUUCUACGGCAAUCCCGCCGAAUUCGACACCGUUAUUGCCCCCCUCGUCUCUGCCCUCAAGGAGAUCGCCCCCAACACGACUCAGGUUAACAAGACCGAGCUCCCAUUCUGGGACAUGGAGGUCGCCGUCGCCGGCGCGGGCAUGAACCAGCCCGAGGGCGGCAGCCUCGGUGGCCGCUCUUUCUACACCCAGGCCCUGACGACCACCACCGACUACCCUCUGACCGUCGAACAGGCCAAGAUCCUCUUCGAGGGCACUACCCUGGCCUUCAACCGCACCGACCUGAGGAAGUCCGGCUUCCUUGACCUCUGGGGUGGUAUCUCCCGCGACAUCUCCGACGCCGACACCGCCUUCGCGCACGGCAAGAACCUUUGGCUGAUCCGCUGGGAGGCCAACUCCGUCGAUGUGACCAGCUACCCUGCUGACGGCACCACGUACAUGAAGAGCCUCAUCAAGCCGUUUGAGGAGGCUCUUGUUGCCGGUGGUGCUCCCCUGCGAGGAUUCGUGAACUACGCUGACACCGAGCUCACCGAGGCUGAGUGGAGUUCUCGUCUGUACGGUGCCAACUUUGACCGUCUUAAGGAGAUCAAGGCUGCGAUUGACCCCGAGGGUCUGUUCGUCAACCACAAGCAGGCAAUUCCUCUUCCUUGA
Messenger RNA from Diaporthe batatas, 1524 nucleotides. RefSeq lists its product as uncharacterized. The record is from RefSeq and is a predicted model, not a curated record. Lineage: Eukaryota; Fungi; Ascomycota; Sordariomycetes; Diaporthales; Diaporthaceae. The coding region runs from base 1 to 1524 and encodes 507 amino acids. The transcript has a single exon. Gene Ontology annotation, molecular function: oxidoreductase activity; FAD binding.